AUGCCACUUCGACUGGAUAUUAACUUCCCCUCUGUUAGAGAGCAAAUAUUUUUGUUCAUCAAAAUAGAGGUUUAAGUUUCUAUUAAAAUUUUAUACAUAAAUUUAUAGUAAAAUUGUUUUUUAGGAAUUUCGAAAAAUACCAAUUCGCAAAUUUUAAAAAGAAAUGGUUUAAAUUUAUGUUUUAGAUAGAGUCCUAACUAUUUAAAUUGAAAAAAAUUCGCUAGAGAUUUAAAUAUAAUAAUUAUCACUCAUAGUUUCCAAAUAUUUUAUAUAAAAAUAUAUUAAAAAAAUUGAAGAAUGAUUUUUCCUAAGAAGUAUAUCUAUUGACAAUAGCUGAAAACAUUUUUGCUGUCUAACCAUUUGCUUAUUUAUCAUACAAUAGAUGCAAUAGUAGCCAGGAAAAAUGUUUAUGUUCUCAAUAAGAAAGUAUAGUAUUUUCAAUUUUACUCACUCAUGGGGGUAAGAAGAAACUAAGCAGCAGGAGUGAACGUGUAAAGUGCGUUGAAAUCCAUCCUCAGCAGCCAUGGGUACUUUCAGGUCUUUAUUCCGGCAAUAUCCUAAUUCACGACUACAUCACUCAAGCUGUCCUAAAGUCAUUUGAAGUAUCGAAUUUCCCAGUCAGAUGUGCCAAGUUCAUUGUUCGAACUCACUGGCUAGUUGUAGGAUCUGACGAUAAAAAUCUUCGAGUGUACAAUUAUAAUACACUGGAAAAACUCAAAACUUUUCAAGCCCACGAUGACUACAUCAGAUCAAUCAUUGUCCACCCUACUCUCCCUUAUGUGAUUUCUUCCUCUGAUGACUGUAUAAUCAAGCUUUGGGAUUGGGAAAAGAACUGGGAAGAAAAGAGAGUUUAUGAAGGCCACGGUCACUAUGUCAUGCAGAUUAGCCUUAAUCCUAAAGAUUUCUCGACCUUUGCAAGCGCCAGCUUGGACAGAACCAUCAAGAUUUGGGGCGUCUCAGGAAGUGACAAAGCACAUUAUACUCUUGAGGGCCAUGCACAAGGGGUUAAUUGUGUCGAAUAUUACCCUGGAGGUGACAAGCCGUAUUUGGUCAGUGGUGGAGAUGAUAUGAAGGUAAAGGUAUGGGACUACCAAACAAAGCAGUGUUUAAACACCCUUUCAGGCCAUCACCACAAUGUUUCUUCUGUAAGUUUCCACCCUGACUUGCCUUUAAUUAUUUCAACAUCAGAAGAUGCAACGGUAAAACUAUGGCAUAGCUCAACAUUUAGACUUGAAAGCACAUUAAACUAUGGCAUGGACAGAGCAUGGACUCAAAGUGCUGUCGGAGGAACCAGACUUCUUGCACUUGGGUUCGAUGAAGGUACAAUUGUCCUUAAAAUUGGAAGUGACGAACCUUUAGCUUCUAUGACAAACACAGGCUACGUCGUUUGGGUUAAAAAUAACGAUAUUCAUUCAGCUAACUUAAGAAUCAAUGAAGGUGACAUUCAAGAUGGUGAACCAAUUAAUUUAGUUCCGAGAGAAACUGAAACUUGCGAAUUUUUCCCACAGUUUGUUAAACACAGCCCUAAUGGAAGAUCUUUUGCUCUCUGUGGAGACGGAGAGCAUGCCAGACUUCUGGUAAGAAUUUUUCCUUUUAAUGCAUUUUCCUCGUGAGAUGAUUUAUUGGAAAAAAAGUUAAAGUCUAUCAAAUUUAUCAUGAAAAAAAUUGAUCAAAAUACCAAGGAAACUCACACGAGGAAAAUGCUCCAAUCCAAUAACACUCAGUCGACGGAGAGUACGUUAUUAAAAGCUCUAGGGCUUUUAGAAAUCAAGGGUAUGGAAGCGGGCAAGAGUUUGCUUGGAGCGGAGCUACAAUGGGAGACUUUGCAAUAAGAAGUGCAAAUGUUGUUAAGGUUAUGAGAGAAACAGAAGAAAAAAUCAAUUAUAAAUCGACCUUUAGCGUUGAAGCACUUUUUGGAGGAACUUUACUUGGGAUUAAAGGAGACGAAUACAUUGACUUUGUGGACUGGGAAACCGGAAAUUUAAUUAGACGCAUAAAUGUCUCACCGAAGCAAAUCUAUUGGUCAGAUUCAGGAAAGCAUGUAGCAGUUGUGCUUGAAGAAACUUUCUUUGUACUUCAAUACCAUCCAGAAUUAGUUGCAGGGGUCAAGCCACAAGAUGAUGGCAUAGAAGAAGCCUUUGAACUAGAAUUUGAAAUUUUAGAGAACGUGAAUUCAGGAAUUUGGCUUAGUGAGUGCUUUAUGUAUACGACCUCAGCCAAUAAACUGAACUAUUGCCUAUCAGGAAAAUCAAUGCAUAUGGUCAAUUUAGAUAAAAAAGAAUGGAUUUUAGGCUUCAUUCCUCAACAAAGCAGGAUUUAUUUGAUGGACAGUGAAAGAACUAUUGUAAGCUAUGCAGUCACCUUAAGUUUCAUUGAGUAUCAAAUCUCAGUUGUCCAAGAAGACUUUGAAAAGGCAGAGCUAAUUUUCCCAACUAUCCCACCUCAAUACCACAAUAAAUGUGCCAAAUUUUUAGAUAGCUUGGGAUACAAGGAAGAAGCCAUGGCUAUAACUCAUGACAAGCAGCAUAAAAUGGAGCUUGCUUUACAGCUAAAUAACUUAGGAGAAGCUUAUAAAAUUGCACAAGAAGAUACAGAAAGUGACGAUAAAUGGAAAAUGGUAGGUGAUCUCGCACUAUUGUCAGGAGAAAUUGAUUUAGCUGAAAACUGCUUAUUAAAAUCCAAGGACUGAAAUGGUUUACUGCUACUAUAUUCAAGUCUUGGAAUUGAAAGCAAAUUGAGAGAGCUUGGAGAGCUUGCCACAGAAAGUGGGAAAAUGAAUGUCGCUUUUAUUUGCUUUUUCUUGCUAAAGGAUCUCGAUAAAUGCAUAGAGUGCCUAGUCAAAGCUGAAAGGAUCCCAGAAGCGGCAUUUUUCGCUAGAAGCUAUUGCCCAUCUAAAAUCUCAAAUGUUGUUAAGCUAUGGAAAGAAGAUUUAGCAAAAGUUUCAAAGGUUGCUUCACAGUCUUUGACAGACCCAACUGAAUACCCACAAAAGUUCCCUGAGUUAGCUUUAGGAAUGAAAGCAGAAAAAUUGUUAGAUGAUUUCUAUAAAACUGAUGUUGGAGCUGAAGAUUAUUUAGGAGUUAUGGGACUAUUUAAUUAUGAAAUUUUAGAUAAGUUGAAAGAAGACGAAAAUCUAGAUAUUGCACAGCUUCUCAGUCAGCCUCCUGAGUGCCCAGAAGAUCCAUUCCAAACUGAAGAAAGCUAA
Messenger RNA from Blepharisma stoltei, 3205 nucleotides. NCBI's taxonomy places the organism in Eukaryota, Ciliophora, Heterotrichea, Heterotrichida, Blepharismidae. The record is from the annotation of a GenBank genome assembly.